This is a messenger RNA of Seriola dumerili (greater amberjack), 3326 nucleotides long. It is a transcript of the gene wee1, whose product is annotated as WEE1 G2 checkpoint kinase. The record is from RefSeq and is a predicted model, not a curated record. Gene Ontology annotation, cellular component: nucleus. Gene Ontology annotation, biological process: mitotic cell cycle; protein phosphorylation. The transcript is spliced from 10 exons. NCBI's taxonomy places the organism in Eukaryota, Metazoa, Chordata, Actinopteri, Carangiformes, Carangidae. Gene Ontology annotation, molecular function: magnesium ion binding; ATP binding; non-membrane spanning protein tyrosine kinase activity. Bases 450 to 2312 code for a protein of 620 amino acids.
UGAUAGGAAGAGACCAGUUCUUGACUCAUUCAAACUCUUUUGUAAACAUUGGUUUGGUUUUAUUGUGGAAAGACGCAUUUCUGUCUCGGCAAGCAAUCGGGAAGAUAGUGACGGAUACCGAUACUCGAGUGGACCGGGUAGUUGUGGUGUUUGUUUUUAGUUUAACGCCGACUUCGGACGUUACUAUUACGUUGAAUACAAGGUAACUCCGGGGCCAUUUCUCUGCGCUGGAUGGGCGUGAAGGAGUUAGCAAACACGUUAACUUUUUCUUGGAUGGUAACGGAAAAUUAAGCAUUUCUCAAUCGUUUUUGGACACUUUUUGAACCCGUACCUUUCUUUUGAGGUAGUUAAAGGUUUUUUUUUUUUUUACGAGAAACGCCACUGCAACAGUAGCGGGGGUCCAACCGCGUGAUUUUCCCGUCGACGAAGCCGGGGUUUAAAUCCUGAAAAUGUCGAGCUACAGUCGCCAUCGGCACGGUUCCCCGUCCCCGAAAACUCGGCCGAUUCGUCAAAAAUUACAGUUCACGUGCAGCGACGGGGAGGAUGACCCCAUAGAGGACGUUAAUAAUAGCACCGGGGGAGAGUCUGGAUUCACGGAGAUGGAUUCCCCGAUGCCAAUGCGAAGGGACACAACCGACAAACGGCUGGAUGGGAGCAGCAGCCCCCUGAACCAGUCCGGCGGGGACGACGACGUUGAGCUGUGGGACGAGGAGAGCUUCGGUUCACCGUCUCACCUGCGGUCCCCGAGCAGUGUUAUCGUUGCCAACUGUUCACCGUCACCGAGGAAAAGUUCUCGGCUGUACGGAGGGUCGCCGGAGCGGUCCUAUGUCCAGGAAGACGGGGAAGGAUCCAGCUCCCCGAUCCCAGACUGCCCCGACACACCUCCGCAUAAAACCUUCAGAAAACUCCGGCUUUUUGACACACCGCACACACCAAAGAGUUUGUUGUCCAGAGCAAGGGGCUCCGGCCCAGGAUCCUCCAGCAGGAGAGUUGCCCUGUUCAAGAAUGUGGAGCCUUCAGGAAAGUCAAUCACAGACAGCAGCAGGAGACAGCAGACACCUCUGGUCAACUUUAACCCCUUCACCCCCGACUCCCUCCUCAUCCAGUCUGCCACGCAGCAGAGAAACAACAGGAAGCGGGCACACUGGAAUGACUCUUGUGGAGAAGACAUGGAGGCAAGUGACGGUGAAGGAGAAGAGGAAAUCCUCCCACCAUCCAAGAGAAUCACCAUGAUGGAAAGCAACAUGAUGUCCCGGUACGCCUCAGAGUUCCUCGAGCUGGAGAAGAUUGGCUGCGGCGAGUUUGGUGCUGUGUUCAAGUGUGUGAAGAGACUAGAUGGCUGCAUCUAUGCCAUCAAGAGGUCAAAGAAACCUUUGGCAGGAUCAGUAGAUGAGCAGAAUGCAUUACGGGAGGUGUAUGCCCACGCCGUGUUGGGCCAGCAUCCCCAUGUGGUGCGUUACUACUCAGCCUGGGCCGAGGACGACCACAUGCUCAUCCAGAACGAGUACUGCAACGGUGGCACGCUGUCAGAUGUCAUCGCCGAGAACUACAGACGGCUCAGCUACCUGUCGGAGCUGGAGCUGAAAGACCUGCUACUACAAGUCACACGAGGACUCAAAUAUAUCCACUCUACAUCUUUGGUACACAUGGACAUCAAGCCCAGCAACAUCUUCAUUUCACGGAAAUCUGUAGCGAGCUGUGAUGAAUGUGAUGAAGACGACGGUCUGACCACCAGUGUUGUCUACAAAAUUGGUGACCUUGGACAUGUGACAAGAGUUAACAAUCCACAGGUGGAGGAGGGUGACAGCAGGUACCUGGCUAAUGAAGUUUUACAAGAGGACUACAGUAACUUGACGAAGGCAGACAUCUUUGCUCUGGCUCUGACUGUUGUUAGCGCCUCGGGAGCCGAGCCUCUUCCAACAAAUGGAGACAAGUGGCAUGAGAUCCGACAGGGAAAACUGCCCGCCAUCCCUCAAGUGCUUUCUCCAGAGUUUCUCAAUCUCCUCAAGCUGAUGAUCCACCCUGACCCAACCAGACGACCAUCAACUUCUGACCUCAUCAAACACCCGGUGCUCCUCACUGCUGCCCGAAUGAGUGCUGAUCAGCUACGAGUUGAACUCAACGCUGAGAAGUUCAAAAACGCCCUGCUACAAAAGGAGCUGAAGAAGGCCCAGCUGGCCAGAGCUGCAGCAGAGGAGAAGGUUUUGUCCACCGACAGGAUCCUGACCCGCUCCACAGUCCAGUCCAACCCCAGAACCUCCAGAAUCAUCGGAAAGAAGAUGAAUCGGUCGGUCAGCCUCACCAUAUACUGAGACUUUGCUGCACUGUGACAGGAAGUUAGCUCACGGACCUUUACUCAGACCUGUUCAGUUGACAUGGUCUCCCGGUUUUCUUUUGGAGGAGAAUCCUGUCAGUCGUGGUCUUGGGCUCUUCAGCCCAGUUGAAACUCUAGACUGUUGCCACAACGAACUUGAACUCAUCUCGAUAGACUCUCAUUGCCAACAUAGUUCAGCCCUUUCACUGAUGGGACUUUACUUUGGGAAAAAAAAGCUCAUUCCUCAAAGGUAGUUACUGUACCUUUACACUCUGUCAUUCCUUAAGUUUGCAUAGACGUCAGGCUCUCUCUCUGUCUCUGUCCUUGCACUUCCCUCGACAAAGCCGAAGCCUGUUGGCAGCAGAUCAAAGCUGCAGUGAAGCUCUCUUCAGUGUGAAUGUACUUGCCGUCGCCGUGUGCACCUUACUGCCUGUCAAACGCCUGAUGCUGGGUCUGACGACUGACGAUUUCUGUGUUUGUAAUGGAGCACUUUGGAGGCAACAUGUGGAACUUGCCACAAUUUUUUUUUUUUAAAGAAAAAAGAUAAAACCUGCUGCUAUUGAUGUUUUAUAUGUAUCAGGGUUUGGUCGGUUUCAGGUUGGAUCGUUCUAGAGGUCAUUGGCUCUUAUUUUCAAGUAGCAGAGGAGUCCACCCCCCAUUUAAUGUGCUUUAUUUUUUUUGGAUGGAAAACAACUCUUGCCAUUUGAGGAAAAUCAUCCAGCUUGUUUAAAGUCACCAAAACCAGUGAGCUAACUCAUUAUGUGUGAGGGUUGAAUGGAUCCAUGGUGAUUUCCCUGUUGAUUGGUGCUGCCAACCCUGCCUGUAGCAUUAGAACAAUCAUCGUCCUGUUCUUUGGAUUCUCAUGUGUUCUGUUUUUUGUUUUUUAUUUCUCUUUCUCCUUUCCAUGAGGCUCGUCUUCUGUUAGAAAAGUAUUCAUCAUCUCUUUGUUCUUGUAACCUCUAACACAAAAAACCUUUUCUGUUGUAACGUGUAAAUAUGUUCUUUUAAUAAA